Chara braunii is the source of this 2154-nucleotide messenger RNA. The record is from the annotation of a GenBank genome assembly. Lineage: Eukaryota; Viridiplantae; Streptophyta; Charophyceae; Charales; Characeae.
GCGGAGAAGAACGGACAGCGGAUCAAUGGAGAGGAGGUUAUACUUUCACCGCGAGAAGCAGCAGGGAGUGAAGAAGUUAUUGAUGAUGAGUUCGCUGGAUGAGAUUGACACGGUCGAGCCACUGAGACGGGCCUUUCGGCAGCCCAUGCAGUGCUCUAUUCUGGAAUAUCUGGCAGCAUCCAAGCUGGCUCGCGACAAGUUACAGAUGAUCACGCGGAAUACUCGCAUACCUCUAUCGGAGGAGGUUCACGUGGCCCUUAAGGCGGAUGCUCCUACUGUAGCACUAUUAGAGGUGACAGCUAGAGCAGAUCGCAUGGCGACAGUUCUUCUUGAUGGGAUGGAAGGCGUGUUUCCAGACAAGUUUUACAUACUUGGAAGUGGGACCGUGGAGGCGAUCCUAAACGACGGAGCGGUUCUAGAUGCUGUGAUCGAUAACGGCAGUGAGGCUGUCAUUAUAGACGAAGAUCUGGCAGAGCAAGUUGGACAGGGCCUCGAUAGGUCAUACCUAUUUGAGAUAGAGACGACUGAUGGGAGAAAGCAACAGAUCACAGGGGUUUGUCACAAGGCAGCCAUAGAGGUCCAAGGGGUACGAGUGACCCUGCCAGUCUUUGCAGUCAAGAACUGCAACUCUGACCUGCUCUUAGGACGGACGUGCGACUACGUAUAUAUAGAGGGCUUCAUCGAGUGAUCCUAUGCCCUGUGCAAGAGAUCUUCCCCUCACUGGCACUUCCUCUUUCUCACUCUCGGUCCUUCUGCUGCCCUCCGUGCUUUCUUUCUCCUUACCAUUGAUUACUAUUGCCUGCCCGAGUUCUGUGUCCUCCCAGCGGUGGGCUUGCAUCUGGGUUGUGCACGUGUGUACAACGCUGCGACGUUACGGUAGUGUAGCACUCAUGGCCGCCUUCAUGGGCAAGCCCGGUGCAAGCUCGGUGAUGGCUGCUGCCUUGCUGCUGACUGUCUUGAUAUCUCUGUCGUUAAAGCGUGUGAUGGGUGAAUGCAACUUCAGGGGCAGCGGAGGCCCAGCGACGAUAUCGGACGGUGAUAUUUGCUGUGAUGGACCUAUCGUCCACAACGUGGACGGUGUGGAGAAAACGACACGUUUCGUUAACACUGGGGCCUGCGCCUAUGGUCCUUGCUCGGGUGGUAACUGGAACUAUGCCAAGUGCGGUCGGAACUUCUACACCUCAGGAAGCCGUGUCUGCAGGAGAAACCUGCACGAGCCAGUUUAUGGCGAGUGCGUCAUAAUAGAAAUCACUCAGGCUACGUACACAGACAACACCAAUUGGAAGGGGGAGGACUGUAUCAUCAUCAGGACAAGCCCAUGAACAUGAUGAGGAUCAAAUAUGCGAGGUUCUUCCAAGCCUCACAAGUCACGUCGGAGAAGUCUUAUAAGUCACGUUGGUGAAGUCUCAUAAGUCACGUUGGUGAAGUCUCAUAAGUCAUGCAGGUGCAGUCUCAUAAGUCACGUCAGAGAAGUCUCAUUGGCUUGUCACGCAGGCAAGGUUUUUUUAAAAGUCAAGAUCAAUUCCUCAAAUUGAGUGAGAGGCGCGGAGAAGAUUUUGACCGCGAUCAUAGUCAUCCAUCCACCAGUCAUUCAGUGCAAACCAGGAACUUCAAGAGAGGAGGAGAGGGAGAUCCUCCUCUUCUUUUAAAUGUGUUCGUCCUUGGCCUGCUCUGCUCCUUCUUUGUCCGCUCGUAGAACAGUGAGCAUGACAGGCGGAUGCUGGGAAGAAGUUAAUGAAAUCGGUACGGAGGACGGGAAGAUAGAUGGGGAGGAGGGGGAGGCAAUGGUGAGGAGGAGGGGGAGGAGGAAUGCAGGAAGACAGAGAGGAAGAGCCUAGGAGGAGGAGGAGAAGGAGGAAAAGGGAAACAAGACGGUGGUAUGGGACCGACAAGCACCUCCUCUCCUCCUCCUCGUCGUCCUCCUCCUCGUCGUCCUCCUCCCCCUGCCCUUUUGCAGUAGCUUGAUGUCCCCUGGGAUGCAGUCAUCUCUCUUUUUAUUUUCCAUUCUUGACUGAAACCCAUCGUCGUCAGGUAAGAAUAAAAAUAAAAGGGAAAACUGACCGUGGGUCACAUUCUUAGCUCGAAAUGAGCAGAAAAAAACAGGUACCAGGGGCGGCGUCCAGACUCGGCAAAAAAUGAAUUCAAACUCGUCUU